GUUGCCCAAACGGUGUGAAGGUGUGGUUUUUGUUUUGCGAAAAAUUGGUUGUAAUUCGAUUUUGAAUGAUGGGAAUCAGGAAUACUGGCAAACUAGCCGGCAAAACAUUGUUUAUCACCGGAGCUUCGCGAGGAAUCGGCAAAGCAAUCGCACUAAAAGCGGCCCGUGAUGGGGCGAAUGUGGUGAUCGCGGCAAAAACAGCCGAACCACACCCGAAGCUAAGCGGAACGAUCUACACGGCGGCAGCCGAAAUUGAAGCCGCCGGUGGUAAGGCGCUAGCUUGCGUGGUGGAUGUCCGCGAUGAAACUGCCGUACGGACCGCCAUCAGAGGGGCUGUGGACAAGUUCGGUGGAAUCGAUAUCUUGGUCAACAAUGCCAGCGCAAUUUCGUUGACUCCGACGGAGCAGACCGAGAUGAAGCGAUAUGAUCUGAUGAAUAACAUCAACACUCGCGGCACGUUCCUGGUAUCCAAGGAGUGCCUCCCGUAUUUGAAGAAGAGUACCCACGGUCACAUCCUAAACCUUUCACCUCCACUGAUUUUAAAGCCUGAGUGGUUCGCUCGCAACUUGGCCUACACGAUCGCCAAGUACGGCAUGUCGAUGUGCGUCCUGGGGAUGGCCGAAGAGUGCCGGAAGGAUGGUAUUGCGGCCAAUGCCCUAUGGCCGGCAAAACUAGUUCAUACGGCCGCUGUGGAUAUGAUCCACGGCGAUGGAGCCGAGAGCGUUUCCCGCAAGCCGGAGAUCUUGGCGGAUGCUGCGUACGCCAUCCUUUGCAAGGAUCCUCGCUCCUGCACCGGAAACUUCUUUAUCGACGAAGAUCUACUGCAGGCCGAAGGCGUUACCGAUCUGAGCGAGUACUCGUGCGUUCCGGGCAACGAGAAGAACAUUCAGCUGUGUGGCUUUGUAGAUGUCAAUAGAUCGAAGUUGUAAACAAAUGUGGAAUCCAUUUUGA
Ochlerotatus camptorhynchus is the source of this 951-nucleotide messenger RNA. RefSeq names its product hydroxysteroid dehydrogenase-like protein 2. The record is from RefSeq and is a predicted model, not a curated record. Gene Ontology annotation, cellular component: mitochondrion. Lineage: Eukaryota; Metazoa; Arthropoda; Insecta; Diptera; Culicidae. The transcript has 4 exons. The coding region runs from base 66 to 929 and encodes 287 amino acids.